This is a messenger RNA of Penicillium maclennaniae, 447 nucleotides long. RefSeq lists its product as uncharacterized. The record is from RefSeq and is a predicted model, not a curated record. The transcript has a single exon. The coding region runs from base 1 to 447 and encodes 148 amino acids. NCBI's taxonomy places the organism in Eukaryota, Fungi, Ascomycota, Eurotiomycetes, Eurotiales, Aspergillaceae.
AUGGACCCCACAGACUCGGACGAAAUGAACGAUCUCCGCGAGAUUGAAUACCCUCGGGCUCUGCUUGACAAAGUGUGGGCAGUACAAUUCAAGCCAUAUCCACACGGACAGAAGACCGACAAUCCGAAUCCCUCUUGGGUGUUUGUGCUGUAUCACGAUAUUGACGAAGCGGGAACGGACGAGCAUACGACAACUAUUGUCGAGGGAGUGUUCACUACACUACAAAAGGCCAACGAAGCUGCUCUGAAUUUUUUCAUAGAAGACUACGCUGCUUUCUUCGACCAGAAAGAAGAUAUGUCGAAUUUCUUCGAGUCCAAUACCGUGAAAAAUGACGGCUUCAAUACGGUGGAGUGGAGUAUUCUCUAUGAUGGAGGUAUAUCGUUGGAGGCGACCAAUUCGGAAGGGCCAAAGAUCCAUGUCUAUGUUCAGAGUCAUGAGCUAGAAUAA